GUAUCUCGCUUGCUCAAGACCAACACCCUGACCGCUCCGCAAUCAUGCCUCCGCCUUCAGAUCAUCCAUGCCUGCACCUCCAGGCCGUUGACGUCCCUUUCUACACCGUCAAAUACGACCCUGCAGACGGGGUGCCGCCCUGGGUUAGCGAGCGGCUGGUCCAGAACAGCAAGCAGUUCUUCUCCGUCACGAAAACGUAUGACGAGAUCUCGGUCGCGUUCGAGGACUUUGAGGGUGUGCCGGAUAUCAGCAAGGCGGAGGAGUGGCGGGCUAUCAAGAUCGCAGGCCCGAUGGAGUUUGGUGAGCAUCUAGUGGGGGUUGUAAGUGAAUUCACAGAGGCUUUGAAGAAGGCCAAGAUCGGCGUCUAUGUUGUGUCAACAUGGAACACCGACUGGAUCCUCAUCCCUGCGGCGAAAUUCCAAGAGGCUCAGGUCGCGUUGAAGAGCGAUGGCUGGAGAUUUAAGGAAUAGAUUGUGCUUCGGGUAGAUAGGCAGCAGAUCUGUCGCACUUGACAUAUCGAGACAAUGGAGACAAUGGCGG
Schizophyllum commune H4-8 is the source of this 540-nucleotide messenger RNA. RefSeq lists its product as uncharacterized. Bases 45 to 470 code for a protein of 141 amino acids. NCBI's taxonomy places the organism in Eukaryota, Fungi, Basidiomycota, Agaricomycetes, Agaricales, Schizophyllaceae. The transcript is spliced from 3 exons. The record is from RefSeq and is a predicted model, not a curated record.